AUGAUAGUGAAGGUAGUUGAUCCAGAGACUGGUUCCAGUGUGGACCCAGACUUUAGAGUGGAAGACAUGCAGAACCCCCAGGCCAAUAAUUUACAAUCAGUCACUCCACUUCCACAAGCGUCCAUCAGAACGGACAUGACCACACCUGCCGGAACCAGACUCACUCUGUACUUCCACGCAAUUAUUUCAAAGGACUUUAAUUUCAAACCCCAAAAACAUCGCAUCUUCAUCAGAGCUGGACCUCCUCUAUCAAAUUGGGGUGUUAAUUUACUGGAGCUUUCUGAGACAAGGGAUGUUGGCAAGUAUGGCCUUUUGGUCGAAGGCAAGGUGGAGACCCAAAAAAUGGUCAUCAUGUCACAGUCAAUACCUUACAAAUACUUAGUUCAAAAGAAGAAAAAAACCAAAUUUGAGUUCAUCUACAAAGAGCAUUGUGACCAACUCAAGACCUACAGAUGCCUGUUUGUUAAACCUCAUCUAUUGAAUGAAUACGGGGAGUGGCAUCAGUAUGAUGACUUUCUGUGUGGUGAGCCAUCGAAGAGUGUGGGAGAUCGCUUCUGGUCGGCCAUUAACUUUAGGUCUGACCAGAAUAAAGAAAACAUUGAACGCAAGAAUAUUGCGGGGCGUUUAAUGCUGGGCUCAAUAUUUCGUCUUCUCUGCACUUGGAGUGACAUCAACUUAAAAAAUUUUUUUAUACAACUCGAUCAGUUCUUUGAUGUUUAUGCAAACCCAUCUACUUUCGAGGAAGGCUAUAAGAAAUGGGACUACUACAAUAAGAGCCAUGUACGUUCUCUGUGUAUGGUGCUAAAGAACUUCAUGGAGGAAAACGUAACUCCAAGGUUACAGGAAGAUGGAAAUGGAGGUCAAAAUUUGUAUAUUCAUGAUGGGCUACGAGCAGCUGUCAUCGUGCUCCUUGUGAGUGAAAAGUACAGCAUCAAACUGGACCACGCCCACGCCGAGCAACUUUGCACUGAGCUGUGUUUACCCAAGGAUCCAAAAGACGGGUUCCUCCAAUAUUGGCAAGAUUUUUCACGUGAUGCUGCACUUUUUCCAAGGCGUGACUCAGGUGAUCCAGCGCUGAAACAUCAGCGCUGGAUCAGUGAGGCCAUUGAGAUCCGCAAGCGGGGCCCGGGGACAAUCAACAGGGACGAAGGGGCGUUCAUGCUCUCUACUACCCAGACCAGCAUCCUGGAAGACCUGUCAAUGGACUUGUUGUCUCUCAUCAAAACUGUGAAACAACAUGGGAAGCCCCAUUGGAUUGUAGCAUUGCCGCUCUUCCACCUCCUUGAAGGCAAAGACGCAAAGCCCUAUCAGGUGUUGACAUCUACGAAUGGUCUUUAUGGAAUGGGUGGCACCAACAGUAUGGAGAGCAAGGAAAUAUUGCAGAUGAUGCAAAAACAUAGUCACUUGAUGGAGUUGGAUCCACUUUUAGUGCGAUCUGGUUUGAAUCUGAUGUCUCUUGAUGAAAUAAAGGAGUACAGCAAUACCAUGAAUGUCCAGCUUUUGGACAUUCUUCGUGCUUUUGCUAAGGUAGCCCCAAAGGAAAUCAGCCACGGAAACGUUGAGAUGUGGAAUCACAUAAUUGGCAUCCACUUCAGCAUUGAGACGUGUCAAGAAGUGUGGAGGCAGAAUUUAUUGUUGGAUUUUGAGGGCAAGUACAAAAAGGAACAACCUCUGGAUCAAAUUAACUUUUACCGCAAAAAAAUAGAAGAACUCGACCAUUCUCUUCAGCAUGUUGCACCUAGUAUUGAGAAGUGUGCACUGGAGGCGGUUUCAUCAGUAUGCCAGAGCAAGUCUGCGGAACAACUGUUUGACAAUUUCAAGAUGACCAGCAAGUUCAUGAAGCUCUUCUCAGCUCUUGUUACCGGCUCCUGGCCGAGGGACCAACAAGGAAACUAUGAAGACAAAGAAGAGGUGGUCCUUGUGCACCUACUAUCCUGGACUGGUGCCAAAUACAUCUUCCAGCUACAUGGUGCACAGGAAAAUCUUUCGGACAAACUAACCAGCGAUGCCAGAGAGAGAAUCACUAUUGCCAUGUCUACACUUACGGAAAUAAAAAAUAAGUUUAUGAAAGGAAACAUCACAUUCAAGCUGCUGAAUAUUCUUUUGGCGAGUCAAAAUGCAUUUUUAGACCUGCUGAGGAGCGGUCUCUCUGAGAAUGAGCGACACCGGGAUACUGGCAAAAUGGAAAGGCUUCUGAAAUGCAGGGAUGAUGAAGUCAAAGCUGUGAACCACGAGAGGGAGCAAGUGGACUCCCUUUUGGAAAUGAUCCGCCACCUGGACAAGCAUAUAAAGGUUGAUGUCACUGAAUUGGAUAAGAGACUCAGUAUCAACAUGGACCAGAUGAAUUUGGACGAGUUUAUGGAGGUUCACCUGUACGAGCAGUUUUCCUCCAAAACAGCUGGUGCUGUUACUUACUUCGGAAUGAAUAAAGACAUCAAGCAAAUGUCAGAAGACUUGAACAAGUUCAAAGACAGCCAUCUUUUCAUUUUUUGCUGGAAAGAAGAAAGCAAACGUCUGUACCGGGAUGACGACACAAAUGAGGAAGACGAUCAAACACGUGAACAGUUUACGCUCUGUGACCUUUAUGAGAAGAUUUUCACACCUUGUGUUGAGAAUUACACGGAAAUUUACACACGUUUGAAGAACGGUACUAUAAAGCUGGAGGAGGUAACCCAGCUUUUCGGUGAUUUUAAGGGAAAGUAUGCUGAGCUGGAUCAAGACUUGAACAUCAUGUGCAGAGUUGACACGUCGACAGAUAAGCAAUGGAUACACGCCAGGCUUCAACAGAUCGAGCAAUAUCACGAGCUCCAUCUCGCCGUGGCUUCAGCUAAGGUCAUAAUGGAGGUCAAAGAAACUCUCGGUCUCGAAGGGGACUUCAGCGCGCUAGAGACGCUUUUGAAAGUGAGUCAUCCGGACUUCCAAGGGAUGGAGCUGCAGUGCAUUGACAAUAACGUAGUAAAGGCCAAGAGUGAUCUAAUGGACAUCACAGAUUCUCGAAGAGGUUGUCUAAAGGAGCUGACACUCAGUCGCCAUUUUGUGAAAUGGGUGAAAGAUGCACUCCAAGAUCUCAAGGAUUUAAAAGUGUUUGUCGACCUGGCUUCCAUCUCUGCGGGAGAGAAUGACAUGGAGGUGGAUCGUGUGCUUUGCUUUCACGACGCCGUUCUAGGCUACUCUUCCGUCCUGUACGACCUCCGGCCAGACUCUGGCUUUCUGGCCUUUCAAGACGUUUUAAAGAUGCUCUGGAAAGCUUUCGACAAUGACAAGAAUCUUCCCCAAAAAUUGCGUGACAGUGGCCGUCAUUUGGAAUGGCUAAAGACGGUAAAGGAUAGUCACGGCUCAGUGGAGCUGUCUUCUAUGUCUCUGGCAUCAGCCAUCAACCGUAAGGGCAUCUACCGAAUCAGCGCAUACAGUGGAAAAAAGUUGAGUCUUGACACCGCCUUGAAACUCGAGAUUAUGGAGGAGGAUAAAGAGGCGCGUCGACAAACGCUUGAAGAUGUGCGGGAACUGCAGAACAAACUGAUGCUCAUGUCUGGUAAAGGCGACCAGGGACAGAAGGAAGUAAAUUACUUUGCAGAGGUCUUUGCUGGUGUUCAAAGGCUAUCUGAGGCUUUCAUUGCUCUCCAUACUGCUGGAAACCCUCUAUUCAGACACUGGGAAGCUCAAAUCCACUGUUGUUAUCAUAAUAAACUCCGCAUAGUGAUGAACUUUAACCUAGGUAAUGAGAUUACCAUGGAGGAUUGCCUUCCUGAACUUUGCGUGAAAAUGGAGAACUGUCUGAACCUUUGGAUGGACUUUGUGGACAAACGAAGAUCCCAGUAUUACUACUUGAACUACUUCACAGCAGAGCAGAUUGUCUACCUGUGCAUAAAUCUGUCAGAAGAACACAUAAAACAUGUGGAUAAUCAAGUUCUCAUGAUGCUCUCCUUCAUUAAAUCCCACUGCACUGCUGAAGAUGUAUUGCGUGUUUGGCGCAAACUUCAAAAUGAGAUUCUCACCCAACCGCAAGAAGAAAAUGAGGAAAUUGAGUUCCAGGGGACGUCAGACCCAAGGAUGGAAAAGGAGCCUCAGCAAGAAGCAAACACAUUUCAAAUGUUCGAUCUGAUAUGGAACAACUACAUGGAAGACCCCAAAAAAGUUUUACCGCAAAUUCUUGACAUUAAAAGUCUUGGAAGACUGCUUGAAUUACUGGCUCUUUCCGAGGAAAAUCAUGCUAACUUGAUAAAGAGAGAACUUCCUAAAAGAAUGGCAGCAGGAACUCCAAACCUCCUUGUUUGCCCUCACGCUGCGGUUUUGACUUCUUGCAUCUCUAUUUAUAUGACCAGCAAACAUCAGCCACUGCCAACUUAUGACGAAGUCCUGCUGUGCAAUUCCUCCACAACCUAUGAGCAGGCAGAGCUGUUUCUCAGGCGUUGUCUCGGUGCAGGUGGCAAGGAUGAGAAGAUUUACUGCCUCCUGCACGGAGAACUUCUAACGUACGAUGUCAGCUCAAAAUUCGAGAAAUUUUUUCAGCGUAUGAAAAUGCAGUGCAUGACAGACUAUAGGCUUGUCAUAUUGUGUAGCUCAGAAAGAGAACACGCCUACCUUCCCUCAGCCUUCAGUCAGUACAGGUUGCAAAUUGUUCCUCAAAUGCCACUGGACGGCAUCCGAAAGUACCUCCACCAACAUUACGUGGUGCCGGCGGAACAAUGCAGCGCAGCUGCUGUAUUUAAAGAUCGCCUUUGCAUUGGCACUGUCACAUCUGAAAGGGCUGGUGUCGGUAAAUCACUUUACAUCCAGAGGCUGUACGAAACACUGAAGCACUCCAAUGGGGAACGCGCAACCAUGAAUUGCAUUCGCUUGAUUGAACCCAGUGUCAAUGAGACUGCUAUUCUCCAAUCCCUUAUGAGCAGCGCUAAAAAGGACAAACUCUCAGUGUUCCAUUUCGACAUUACGUCAUCGGUCAAGAAAGGUAUUCAUGAGUUUCUGUUCAAGUUGUUGAUUCUGCGUUACCUAAUGGACUCAGACGGAAACACCUGGAAAUGCGACGCAAAACAAUUGUAUGUCAUGGAGUUUUUACAACAAACUGUCAAGCCAAGCAGAAAAGCUUCAGCUUAUUCCUCAAUCAGCUCAUUCACAGACGUCUUCCCAAAUAUUCUUUGCCGGACACCCAAAGAAGUACUCUGUCUCUUGACGACGACAAAACAUGAUGCUGAUGACAAUCCAUUAAUGGAUGACAAAGUGUUCAAGAGUGAAGCCUUCCAGCGACCGUAUCAGUAUCUCAAAAGGUUCCAUCACCAAGAUAGCCUCGAUCGCUACAGCUAUACUGUAAGCGGCGCUGGAGGGUCGCAUGCGGAAUGUCUUCAGAUGCUUUUCAUAUACUGUGGCAUUCUGGACCCAUCCUGGGCAGAACUUAGAAACUUUACUUGGUUUCUCAACCUGCAGCUGAAAGACUCUGAGACAUCUGUGUUCUGUGAUGCUGCUUUAACAGGGGACAUCCUCAAUGGAUUCAAAAAAUUUGUGGUGGGUUUUAUGAUUGUCAUGGCCAAGGACUUUGCCACACCUUCACUCAGUAUCUCUGACCAGAGCCUCGGCAAUGUCCCAGACCGGACCGAUCUCGAAGAAAAUGACUUGGCUGAUUUUUUGAUCAGAAAGGAAUGGGAAAAGGAACCUCACCCCUAUAUCUUCUUCAAUGAAGACCACUCAUCCAUGACCUUCAUCGGCUUUAACCUUCAACGCAAUUCAAAGCAUGCAUAUGACGCGAUUGAUCCAAAGACCAAAAGGAUGAUUAAAGAAAACGUUAUGUCACAGGAGUUGUUCGAAGGCCUGCGGCGUCAGGGUGUUCCUUUCAAUAUUGACUUCGACACCCUACCCAGAAGAGAGAAAAUACAGCACCUCUGCCAUGUUCUUGGAAUCAAGAAGCCCUUUGACCCCGAUCCGACUUACGAACUUACGACUGACAACAUCCUGAAGAUGCUGGCAAUUCACAUGCGUUUCAGGUGCGGCAUCCCCGUCAUUAUCAUGGGAGAGACGGGAUGCGGAAAGACGAGACUCAUUAAAUAUCUUUGCGAGUUGCGCAGGAGCGGUGUCGCGACUGAAAAUAUGAAGCUGUUGAAAGUGCAUGGAGGGACAUCGUCAGAGAUGAUUUACGCCAAAGUGAGAGAAGCGGAAGCGAUGGCUUUCGCCAACAAACGACAACACGGAUUUGACUCCGUUCUCUUCUUAGAUGAGGCCAACACCACAGAGGACAUCAGCAGUAUCAAAGAGGUACUUUGUGACAAGACUGUCAAAGGGGUCAGAUUGGUAGCCGACACCGGACUGCAGAUCAUUGCAGCGUGCAAUCCUUACCGAAAGCACACCGAUAAGAUGAUCGAGAGGCUGGAAUCUGCCGGUCUUGGGUACAGAGUCAGGUCUGAGGAAACGGAUGAAAAACUAGGUUCAAUUCCCCUUCGACAGCUUGUCUAUCGAGUUCAAGCGUUGCCACCGAGCAUGAUCCCGCUUGUUUGGGACUUUGGCCAGUUAAAUGACACGACAGAGGAAAUCUACAUCCAUCAGAUUGUGAAGAGAGUUGCAGAGAGUCUAAGCAUUCCCAAGAACCACUUUGAAUGGAUUACUCGUGCUCUUUCUGCCUCGCAGAAGUACAUGCGGGAAAGGCGCGACGAAUGUAGCUUCGUCAGCCUGAGAGACGUUGAACGUUGCAUGCAGGCCUUUCUUUGGUUCCACGACAAGCACGAUCGAUUCUUUGCGGAGCUUAAAGAAUUCAGCGCAAAUCAAAACGGGCAAAAAUGCAGCCAUCAGAACAGCCAAUCGGAGCGCGAUCCUGUCAUGUGGUCUCUCAUCAUGGCCUUAGGCGUGUGCUAUCAUGCUUGCCUUGAACAAAAGGAUAAAUACAGACAGUGCGUCAGCAAAAGUCUACCUGGCUACUCGCCAGAAAAAAUUAAGAGGGAAAUCAUACUUAUGCAGGAUUUACUGCUGAGCGGCGUGCCGAUGGCUGAUACCAUCGCAAGAAACGCCGCCCUCAAGGAGAACGUUUUUAUGAUGGUGAUCUGCAUCGAACUCAAGAUCCCUCUCUUCUUAGUCGGAAAACCCGGUACUUCAAAAUCGCUGUCUAAAACCCUGGUGGCGGACGCUAUGCAAGGCCAAGCUGCUCACUCUGACCUCUUCAAAAUGUUCAAACAGGUUCAUUUGGUGUCUUUCCAGUGCAGCCCCCACUCUACACCUGAAGGCAUCAUUAAUAUUUUCAAACAGUGCGGGCGCUUUCAGGAAAGAAAGAAUCUCAACGAGUACAUUUCAGUGGUUGUCCUAGAUGAGAUCGGGCUGGCCGAAGACUCCCCGAAGAUGCCGCUUAAAACCCUUCACCCAUUGUUAGAAGAAGGAUGCAUCGAUGACGAGCAGUCGCAACACAAAAAGGUUGGAUUCAUUGGAAUUUCCAACUGGGCGUUAGACCCCGCAAAAAUGAACAGAGGCAUAUUUGUUUCUCGAGGCGAUCCUGAUAAGAGUGAACUGAUUGAGAGCGCACAAGGCAUUUGCUCAUCUGAUGUGAUGGUGUCAGGGAAGGUCGAGGCAUUGUUCAGCCAUUUUGCAGUAGGCUACAUUGAAAUUGUCCAUAAUCAAGGCAACGGGUUUUUCGGCUUGCGUGAUUAUUACAGCUUGAUCAAGAUGGUUUACGCGGCGGCCAAAGCCUCCACAAAAAAGCCCACCGCUAAUGAAGUCACAAAAGCCAUCUUGAGGAAUUUCAGCGGCAAAGAUGACGUGGACGCAGUGACCGUCUUUACCAAGUUUUUUCCCUUUGCACCUGACCUGGAAAACAUCAGCACCAUUGAGUUUGUGAGAGCAAACAUUCAGGGAAUUGGCAAGGAGGAAGACUGCCGAUACUUGCUGGUGCUCACCCGAAAUUACGCAGCCCUCCAGAUCUUGCAGCAAACCUUUUUUGCAGAUAUUGGCCAGCCGGAAAUCAUCUUUGGAUCCAGCUUUCCCAAAGACCAGGAGUACACCCAAAUCUGCCGGAACAUCAACAGAGUAAAAAUCUGCAUGGAGACGGGGCAAACUGUUGUGCUCCUUAACUUGCAAAACCUGUACGAAAGUCUCUAUGAUGCCCUCAACCAAUAUUAUGUCUACUUGGGAGGACAGAAGUACGUGGACCUCGGCCUCGGAACUCACCGAGUCAAGUGUAGGGUGCACAAUGACUUCCGGCUCAUUGUCAUCGAAGAAAGAGAGGUGGUUUACAAACAGUUCCCCAUACCGCUCAUCAAUAGGCUGGAGAAACACUACUUGGACAUCCAUACUGUCCUGACUACUGAGCAGAGGAGGUUGGUCGAGGAGUUAGAGGAAUGGGUGAAGGUUGUAUCAGUCGGCAAUCUUAGGUACAAGUACCGUCCCUCAGAUGUCUUCAUCGGCUACCAUUCAGACGCUUGCGCUUCUGUGAUUCAUCAAGUAAUCGAGAAGACGAAGGACGCAAUGGAAAUAUCAGAUGGCUUUCAUAGAGUUGUCGAUGAGGCAAAACAUGUCCUGCUCAGGUGCGCCACACCAGAUUCAGUGGUACGGUUGUCCAACACUGAUCUUCCCAGUGGGGAAAGUGGAGAUCUAGCACAAGUCUACUUUGAGGAACUGAGUAACAGUUGUAUAGCCGACUUCAUCGAUACCCGUACAAGACGGGAAGUCCACAGCGUUAACUCUUUCACAGAGGUUACAACAUUUUCCAGACUUCUCAUUGCACCCGACUUAGAGCCAUUGCAGCGAAUGUUACCAUGUGUCGAGCUUCUCUCUCUCCAGCAGUUUGACACGGAACACUUCUUCCUGAAAGAAAUCCGAAACUUCCUCACUGCCGGACCCGAAGACAAAGUCCUCAUCAUUCAGAGCGAAUUCAAAGAAGCCAGUCGUAGUGCCCAUCUCAUUGCAUCCGCAAAGUAUUCGGCCGUAAAUGAAGUCACCAAGCUCGUCCAAGAGGGUUUGACCUGCAGGGUGUUUAUCUACUUUAUUACCCGGCUUCCGAGGAUCCAAGGAGGGACUUCCUAUGCUGGUUUUCAUGGAGAACCCUGGACUUCGGUGCAUAUCGAUGACCUCAGACGACCGAAGGACAUCACGAAGGGCGUUCGAGCUUUGCUACACACACCAAUUUGUCAACUGUUUGAAACAAACAAACCUGAAGCUCUGGAUGCGAGUGAGAUGGGCGAUUCACAGGUUGGGAAUGAGGAGGAAGCAGACGUGAGAGAUGACUACGAAGAGGAUGACUCUGCACUGGACACUACAGCUCUUGUGCAAAGCUGCGCGCAAAGUGCGGUAGGCAUGCUCAGGGAUGAGCAAGGCCACGGAUCCCGCAGUACAGAAAGACUUGAGACUGUUCUGUUGCUUCUCGGCAACAGCGACCAGAUAACAUGUGACUUCCUGCAAAUUGUGAAGAAGCGCCUUUACUUGAUGCUCUCAAAUGAAAACCACUUAUCAUCUGCUGAAAAGGAUUGGGCUGUCAAAGUGGCUUCUAGUAUUGACGCCUUACAGGAAGGAGGGACGUUUUGCCACGCUUUAUGGAAGCGCAUCCAGGCUGUGGUGACCCCCAUCUUGGCUCAACUGCUUUCAGUGAUCGAUGCGGACCGAAACCUGGACCUCUUAAAGAGAGACUGUAGUGUCUCUGUGAGGAAACUCUGGUUACACAUCUUUGCCGAUGAUAAGCUGCUGGAAAUUCCACUGCCAUCACUUGAAUCAGAAACGAGAACAAUUCUUGUAAAAAACCAAGGCAAGAACUUCACUUUGAGCAUGCCUUUCAGUUGGAGGAUAAAGGACUACUUGGAGGAGCACUGGGUUCACGUACUUCAAAAUGAAGGUCAUACUCAACAAAGAUUCAUUGAAUUCUUCUCCAAAACGCCACUGGGACAAUACAUAAGCGAAGAAGGCCCAGAGGUGCAGUCCGAGUUCUUUCAGUUCUACCUGCGGGAUUUUCUCAUCUUGACAAUGAACGUCAGCCGUCAGGAGGACCUAGAGCUUCUGUGUAUAGCUUUGAACAGCUGCGUUGAUGAACUGCGCUCGCAGUUGGACGCCGCGGACGAGGUUCUGUCGCUUCCAUGGGUCCACGCUGCCUACCACCAGUUCAAGAACCGAAUGCAGAACCUUUCCCGAAUGGUCUGUCUUGAACCGUGGGUGACCGGCAAACUCAUAAGUGCAGAUUUCAAGCUGGUGGACAAGAUUUUGAGGAAAGAGCUGGAGCUACAGCAAUCUGUGUUUUGGACAGAUAGCACAGCUGUGCUAAAGUAUCUGAACAGCGAGUGCAUGAGGUUCAAGACGUUUGUCGCAAACAGAGUGACAGCGAUCCUGGAGCGCUCACAAACUUCUCAGUGGAAAUACAUCAAUACUGCUUUGAAUCCCACUGAUUAUGUCUCCAGAGGACAAACUGUGGAAGUGUUCCUGAAAAAUGAGUACUGGAUUUCAGGACCAAAGUACUUGAUCAAACCACCAGAUCAGUGGCCAAGAAAUCCAGAUCCAGCAAUGAUGGACGUUGACGAUUUGGAGGUCAAAGGUGUGACUCAAGUGAACAUCAUCCAGGCGCAAGAGGCUGAAGAGCGCAUGGAUCAGUGGAUGAACCACUACUCAUCCUGGACGGCCUUGAAACACGCCGUAGCCUGGUUCCUGAAGUUGAAAACUUUUUUAAAGGCGCUGGCGGAAAAGAGAAAGGAGCUAAGAGCAUUAGGUGAAGAAAGCAAGAUGAGUGCAUUCAAGAAAGCAGAACACGUUUUGGAUGAAGAUGGUCUACGGGCCUUGCUUUGUGAAGCUGAGGCCAUAGUGAACUCCAGACCCAUCACAAGGGCAUCUUCAGAUGUCAAUGACUUGGAGGCUCUCACACCCAGCCACCCGCUGCUGUUGGAGGUCAAACCGGACUUGCCGCAAGGAUUGUUUCAUGGGGAGGAUCAAUACGCCCACCGCAGAUGGAGACACUUCAGCGUCGGAGACGUGGUGCUGAUCGUGGAUGACACAUCGCCGAGGCAUUCAUGGCCGCUCAGACGGAUUGUGGAGACUUUUCCGGCAAGGGACGGACUUGUUCAUCAAGUUCGAGUUGAGACAAAAACCAGUAAGUUUGUCGACGUGUAUGCUGCUCUUUUUUGCCUGGACCACCUGGGGACAGACUUGGGGACAGAUUCACAAAAACAAGACUGGGUGAGACGGGUCAAUAAACUCAAGAUUCCCAUUGAACUGGUCUGCUCUGAGAACAGUGUGGGAUGGUACAAAGACAGAAGCAAGAGACUUGUCAACGAAGUCCGAUCGCAGUGGAAUCGGCUAUUUUCGCUGUCGUUAUUUGCUGAGCACUUUAAAACGCAACACAAGGAGAUGAUGGAUUUAAUCCUGGAGCAUAUGCGACAACUCGACGAGGAUCUUAAAAAGAAUUCUGACCUUAAAACGCAGCAACCGUUCGAGGAGAUGAUUCGCCUCCUGAAAAACUGUAAAGAUGACGCCGUCAGAAGAAUCUUCAGGUUUACUUCGCUUCCUUGGUGCUCACUGUGUCGGGGACACCCGCAAGAUCCCGUCUGUCUGCCGUGCGAACACAUCUUCUGUGCCUCAUGUGUUAAAAAGCACUUGGUCCCCUGCCAGAUGUACUGUCCUCAAUGUAAACACGAAGUUCCGGAGGACUUUGACCCUGUUGCCUCUGAGGAUUUACGGACUCGAGUUGAACACUACGCUUCGUUUAGGAAUCAGUGCAACGCUUUCUUCAUCGACUUGGUUUCUAGUGUGUGCUUCAAGGACAACUCUCCCCCGUGCCCGGCCGUCAUUCAGCACUUGCUUUCCUUUCUUUUGGUGGAACCAACUACAACAUUAAUUCUGAACGCAAUCUUUCAUGUCUUGGCAGCCACGACCAAGGUGCUCUCUCCGUUUGACGACUCUGCAGAUAAAAACCCAGUCGUUCGAUCAGUCAUGCUCAAACUCCUGCUGAAGUAUAGUUUUGAGGAUGUGAAAGAUUACCUGCAACAUCACCUGAAGGAUCACCUGCUGGCCGUUGAGCGCUGUCAGACUUUAGAGGAAAAGGACAAAACCAAACUCUACUGCCUUUACUUAAAGUGCCUGCAGGACUCCAUGUUUGAGAGUUUCCAGGUCCGGUCAAACACUGAGAAGCAGAUGUGCAUGCUUGGCGAAACCGACUUCCUGAUGAAGCUGUCGUCCGGUAUAUCAAUGGCGGGGGUGGAGGUCACUGUGGAGCAUCUGCAGCAGGUGGCCAGAGUGCGUAUGGACCUUGAUUUAGCAGCAACCAUCAUAACUACUGAAGAACCAGAUGAAGGAGAUUCCAGUCAAAAUAACGACUUCCUAGAGAGCGUGCAGAAUCUGUGCAGUCUAAGUGGCGAGAACUGGUAUCGCGUCUACUUGCUCCGUAAAAUAAUCAGCCAACGCGGAGGGGAGUUUGUCCUGGAGCUCCUCCAACUGGAUGACAAAGACUGGCUGUUCCCCAAGGAAAUUCUGGAAAAGUAUGUGUCUUUUCAGCGAGUCGACAUCCUGCUGAAUUUCAUUGACAAUUCCAAAGUGCUCGCUCACCCGAAGGUCAAGGCCUUUGCCCGUGUUCUGGUAAAUAACAGACCCGGGGCAUUGGAGGUUGGACCCCAAACUUCCGGGGAAGAUUGUGCAUCAGUGGCAUUGGCUGUUCACCUCGCUGCCGUCUUACUUUGCACAUACGAAAACGUUGUAACACCUCUCCGAUGUCUAGCAACGGAACCCGACACCAUGCAGGCCACCUACUUGCCUACAAUGCCACAAGACAAGCUAGCGGAAGCUCAGCAAGCCCUGGGCAGUUUAGAAAGACUCCAGUGGUACAAAUGUCCAAACGGUCACCCCUGCUCGGUUGGAGAGUGUGGGCUACCCACGGAAACAACGCGGUGCCCUGACUGUAAUGCUCCUAUCGGUGGGAAUGAUCACAAGGCUGUGAAGGAUUUUAAAACAAUGGAGAAACCCGCCGAUCGCACGCAGACGGGCUACAUCCUCGGCGACCCCGAUCGAAGGGACAAUGCGGACAUGCUGGAUACCAAGCACCUUUCACCUGUUCACUUUACGCUGAUCCGCAUGUUAACCCACUUGGCUAUGCUGAUCGGCGUCUCCGACCACCCACAGAAUAUCGCGUCAAUCAUCAGCCCUCCAGUCUCCGAGCCGGGUCCGUUUCUUCUGGCUCACCUGAAGAAAGACAAGGAGCAUCUCAGAAGAUAUCUGGGCAAGGGGACGGAUGACGUUGUCGGCUCCGUCCACCUGCUCAUCCGCGCCCUCCUGAAGGCUCAGCGUCCACAAAGCUCUGAAUCAUGGACGCUUUCUACCAACGCAGAGAGGAAUGAAUGGGAGACGCAAAUGAGCCUGUUCAUCGAACCUGAACUUAGGCACUUGGAUGGCCAGUUGGAGGAAAGGAACAAAUCCAUCCAGACUGACUCGGAAAACUCUGACAAUCCCAUCAUGUGGCUGCUACAUGACGAUCCAGCCUCCUUUAUGGCUUCUCUUAAAACCGAUUCCUGCCUCCAAUGCUCCGCGGUUUGGAGCUGCGAAGAGAAUGUGUCUCUGCAGCACCUUACCAAUGUGGUGGAUCUAAAUGACGGCAGCGACACCCUGCCUGUCCUGUGGAAAUUUCUAAACAAGGAAGCAAAGCUGCGUCUGGUGAAGCACCUGCCUGAUAUUGUGAGCCUUCAGAAAGCGCUGCUCAAGCAGUUUCUGAACGUCACCCAGGUUUCUUACGGCACCAUCGCCCAAUUCCUCAACAGCCAGACAGCUAUCUCUGCAGUUUCGUUAAGAACCUGGUAUGAGAAACACAUCAAGAUCUUUUUGACAACCUGGAAUCAGCUCAGAUCAUCUUUGGAAACCUACGACGAGAUCAAGGUUCCCUCAGAGUUCUGCCAACGGGACCUGGACACCGACAGUGACCUAAAGGUGCUGUUACCACAGCGACACGGCCCCGGUUUAUGCUCCCUCGCCCUGGUCAGCUACCUAAUCGGCCUGCACAAUGACCUGGUCAGAUGUGUGAACAACCACCCGGGAGAGGAGACCAGCUACAAAGUGAGCCCGGAGAAUUUGACUGACCUGCACGUGAUCCACUACGACCCGGAGAAGGACAUGAUGCCCCUGCUCCUCGCCAACACCCAGUAUUGCGUGGAGAGGGACCAGGAGACAUUUCACGAGUACGACUUGCCCAGGAUCCAGAAGCAGAUUGUCUCUCGCUUCCUUCUGGGCAAACCCAUCAUCCAACUCGAGGGCAUCCUGACACUCGUGAACAGGCCCGACCGAGACUAUAACAUCAUCCUAAAGGACGUCAAAGAAAAAGUCAAACAAGAGCCCCUGACCACCCAGACCAUGGCGGCGAUAGCUGAGGAGCUGCACAACUUCAGCGAGUUGUGUGAAGCCCUGUCCGCUUUGGAAGUGGCCCUUGGCUUUCUCCACAUGGGAGGGCAAGACCCUAACAUGCGUCUGUCCGACUACCUGAGGGAUGUGCUGCAGAUGGGAAACCAGAUUUCCGACAAUAUCUUCAAGGUCCUGAGUUGGUGCUAUUUGAAGCAUUGUGUGGUCCUGUGGCAGCUGCUGACCGCUCUGAAAUCAGAAACUAUGCUGAAGCUCAAUAGGGAUCCGUUUGAAAAAGUCUGCAAGGAGUACAAGAGAGAGCUGUGUGAAGAACAGCGCCACCCGCUGACUGCUUUCUUCUCCAGGAACAGCACCGAAAUCUUCCUGCUGGAGCUGCACGAGCUGUUGUGGCUGGUGCUUAAGAAUCCCACGGCACCUGAUUUACACAAGCCACACUGGAGCCUGAUUUGGAGUCUGGACCCUGCCGAGGAGGACAAGUACCCAGGCUUCCCGAAGGAGGAAAUCUGUCUUUGUCACGCUGUGGAAACAUGGAAGUUCGUCAAUGCCAUCAAGCAUGAGCGUAUUCACAGGCUAACUGAAUGA
Messenger RNA from Nerophis lumbriciformis (worm pipefish), 14859 nucleotides. Lineage: Eukaryota; Metazoa; Chordata; Actinopteri; Syngnathiformes; Syngnathidae. The record is from RefSeq and is a predicted model, not a curated record.